Messenger RNA from Melozone crissalis (California towhee), 1854 nucleotides. Its product is annotated as surfeit locus protein 1. The transcript has 9 exons. Bases 13 to 969 code for a protein of 318 amino acids. Gene Ontology annotation, biological process: mitochondrial respiratory chain complex IV assembly. Lineage: Eukaryota; Metazoa; Chordata; Aves; Passeriformes; Passerellidae. The record is from RefSeq and is a predicted model, not a curated record. Gene Ontology annotation, cellular component: membrane; mitochondrion.
GCCGGGGCUGCCAUGGCCGCGCUGGUGCUGCGAGCGGCGCCCAGGCUGCUGAGGGAACGGCGGGGCCCGCGGAGCCUCGGGGCAGCGGGGCCGGGACGGGCAUCACAGUGCUUUAUCAGAAGAACAUUUUUUGGAUGUCCUCUAACUAAGGAAGGUUCUGAUCUGGUUCAAAAGACUAAAGAUGUUUGUUUGAGGUUCUGCAGACCACAAAGUUCUACAGCAGCUGCUGGCAAAUCUGGAGAGGAUGCCUUGCUGAAAUGGGGCCUUCUCCUCGUCCCUCUGACCACGUUUGGUCUUGGCACAUGGCAGGUUCAGCGGCGCAAGUGGAAAUUAGAUUUGAUUGCACAGCUGGCAUCAAGAACCAGAGCAGAUCCCAUCCCUCUGACAUUAGACCCCAUGGAGCUGAAGGAGUUGGAGUACAGACCUGUGCAGGUGAGGGGGCGCUUUGAGCACUCCAAGGAGCUGUACCUGCUGCCCCGCUCCCUGCUGGACCCCCAGCGCGAGGCGCGCGAGGCCGGCAGGAUCUCGUCCCACCCGGAGAAUGGAGCCAACGUCAUCACCCCCUUCUACUGCACAGAGCUGGGGGUCACGAUUUUAGUCAACCGAGGAUUUGUGCCCAAGAAUAAACUGAAACCAGAGACCAGGCUGAAGGGACAGAUUGAAGAUGAGAUUAAUCUCACAGGGGUGGUGAGGUUAACAGAAAAAAGGAAACCCUUUGUGCCUGAAAACAACAUUGAACAAAACCGCUGGCACUACCGGGACCUGGAGGCCAUGGCCAAGGUGACCGGUGCUGAGCCCAUCUUCAUCGAUGCAGAUUUCAAAAGCACAGUCCCAGGGGGACCCAUCGGGGGCCAGACCAGGGUGAGCCUGCGGAACGAGCACAUGCAGUACAUUGUCACCUGGUACGGCUUGUGUGCUGCAACUUCCUUCUUGUGGUACAAGAAAUUUAUACAGAAGGUACCUCUGUGAGGGGAAGGAAGAAACAUCUUCGUGCUAGUCAAGAGCAGACUUUUAUGGAUGACAGGAGCCUGAUCAGUCCUAAAUACUUGAAGCACCUGGAAUUCCAGAGCAGUUUGAGCAAACAGGUUAUCAAGCUGCAAACAGACUUGAAGCAAUCCUGCGAACUGAGCUCCCACCAGUGUGAUUUGGCUGCAGCUUGGGAGCACUGAACUUCAAUAGUAAUCACAAAAAUACAUUUUUCUAUUGGGGUUGGUUGUAAACUACAUUUUAACAUCUCCAUUUUUUUUUCCUUAAAACAAAUCCAGAGGAUUUUGUCAGUCAGCCUAUUUGCAGCAAGUAGUCCUUCCUGAAGUCAGGAAUGGCUCACAGCAGCUGCAGCAGAAUAAAUAAAGGCCUUCAGGUCUUUGCUUUGUGACUUGCAUCGUGCAUCUUACAUGGAACAGCAGCAAAGCUGAAUUAGAGGGUACUGUGGAGACUCAGGUCUAGCUGGGGAAGGCAGCCUGUGGCUUUGCAAGAUGAGGGCUGGCAAAAACAAGCAACUGCCACAGCUGGAGCCUUGGUAGCCUCCAUCCACAGUGCCACAGACCAAGUGUGCACUCAGGAAACUUCUGAUUCUUCCCCCUUCAGCCUGCCCUUACUGCAAGGGGCACUGCAGGUGUGGAAGGCUGUACCACGGUGUGUAACCCAUACUGUAACCCAGUCCUAAGUAAGGAGAAAUCAAGAGCUAUUUCCAAUUUAGAUUUGCAAAACCAAGCCAGGCCUAAAGCCAGAACUAGCCCAGCCCAGUCAACUUCAAAAUCCCAUGUGCAGCUGAGCUGCUGGGCUGUGUGUUCAAGAGUAAAGUUACUCACUCCAAGGUAAGAAAUAACCAGCUCUGUGCAGCCAUUCUGCCCA